AUGUUUGCCGCAGCAACUAAGAACUUUGUGAAGCAGGUAGGGGACACUGGACGGCUGGUCCCUGUGCCCAGUCUAAGUGAAGCGGACCGCUAUCAACCUCUCAGCCUGGUGACAAGGAAGAGGAGACGACAUUUCUGGAAGAAGACCAAAUAUGCCUCGACCCCAUUCUCACUGAAAGACAUACUCGUGGGAGAGAAGGAGAUCACCGCAGGGGUGUCCUCUUAUCAGCUCCUUAACUAUGAAGACAAGUCUGAUGUUGCUCUAAAUGGGCGUUUGGGCAACCAUCUGAUCCACGAAGUGGGCGUCAAUGUGAGUGGUUCAGACUCAGUAGCGGUGAAAGCUUCAUUUGGAAUUGUGACCAAACACGAGGUGGAGGUUCCAACAUUACUGAGGGAACUCAACUCAAGGAAAGUUGACUUGGACCACUGCCUGAUCCGUCAAUCCAAAGAGAGUAGGCGGACAGUCCUGUGUGUUGUCAUGGAGAGCAUCCGCACUACUAGACAAUGUUCUCUUACUGUCCAUGCUGGAAUGCGAGGAACUACAAUGAGGUUCCAGAUAGAUGAUGGUCGAAAUCCUAAAGGUCGAGAUAAAUCCAUUGUUAUUCCAGCCCAUACAACCAUAGCAUUCAGUUUAUUUGAGCUUUAUGUUCGUCUGGAUGGACGUCUUGACAUUUGUGUAGCACCAGAGUCAGUGGGAGGGUUUGAGAGGGAGCAAAUACGUGAGCAGCUUGGGGGAUUCAUUGGCCGUUUUUCCGUGGGAAGACUCAGGAGAUUUCUGUCGGGAAUCAUCUAUGGGAAUCCUUUCAGAGCAGAUGACAGGACAUUUGAGGAGCUCACUCACUCUGACAUGUACAUGGAUGAUGUUGUGACAGACUACUAUGAGAAGGCCGCCAGCAUGACUGAUCUGUCAACUGCUUACCUGCGAGAUGAGAAGCACACACGCGUUAAUCUCCUCAACCAUAACAUUCCUAAAGGGCCCUGCGCCCUGUGUGGCAUGGGGCACCAAAGGCGUGAGACCGUCUAUGGCUGCCUGGAAUGCUCUUCAGGUGGAAACAAAUACGUUCGUCUUCAUGCUGUUCCAUGUUUUGACCUCUGGCACAAAACCCUAAGGUGA
Messenger RNA from Myxocyprinus asiaticus (Chinese sucker), 1113 nucleotides. RefSeq names its product pejvakin-like. NCBI's taxonomy places the organism in Eukaryota, Metazoa, Chordata, Actinopteri, Cypriniformes, Catostomidae. Gene Ontology annotation, cellular component: cytoplasm. The coding region runs from base 1 to 1113 and encodes 370 amino acids. The record is from RefSeq and is a predicted model, not a curated record. Gene Ontology annotation, biological process: programmed cell death. The transcript is spliced from 6 exons.